Messenger RNA from Hippopotamus amphibius kiboko, 486 nucleotides. Its product is annotated as C-type lectin domain family 4 member G-like. The coding region runs from base 1 to 486 and encodes 161 amino acids. The record is from RefSeq and is a predicted model, not a curated record. The transcript is spliced from 5 exons. Lineage: Eukaryota; Metazoa; Chordata; Mammalia; Artiodactyla; Hippopotamidae.
AUGGGGGAAAUCUCUCUGUCCAUAGCCAGGGAGCCAGCACAGCAGGAUCAAAAGCCGCCCCAGGAUGACCCUUGGACGUUUUCCUGCCUGGCAAUGGCCCUGACGCUGCUUCUGUUAGUCCUGAUCCUUGGUGCAGUCACCAAGGGUCUGGCAGACACUGGACACAAACGGGACAUCAUUCAGGGAGAAAUAUUCCGGCAAGUGGAGGCUGUGAGGGCAGACAAUGAAUCUUCCUGUGAGCCCUGCCCAAAGAUCCGGAUGGCAUUCCAGGGCUCCUGCUAUUUAUUUUCCACCUACAAACUCCCCUGGUUCGAAGCCAUGGAUCACUGUGCUAAGGAGGGUGCUCAGCUGGUCAUCAUCAACAGCCAAGUAGAGCAGAAAUUCCUGAGUCUAAAAGAAGAUUUCCUAUACUGGAUUGGCCUCAGGAAAGAGUACUCAAAGGAUAUUUGCAAGUGGCAAGAUGGCUCAGCCCCUACCUUCAUGUGA